AGGAGUGGGCGCUGCUCUGCUGGGGCGGGGCGGGGAGAGAGGGAGGGAGACAUGGCCGGCAGUAGGCUCGAGAAGUUCGGCACCAUCUUCACCAGGGUACGGGAUUUGAUACGAUCUGGUGUUAUCAAGCAAGCCGAAAAGCCCCUGUGGUACGAUGUUUACGCCGCGUUCCCCCCAAAGCUCAAACCACUGUACAUGAAACCGAAGGAAAGAUUUGGAAAAAUAAAAGACCCCAUUCAGGAAAUUUUCUAUCAGGAAGACAAAAUCCGAGGGAAAUUCUAUGAAUUAUACGGGAAUGGGCCCAAAUUGUUUGAUCUCACACAGUCCAAUUUCACCUCCACUUGCCAGAGAUUUGUGGAGAAAUACCAAGCGCUUGAGGCACAAGGGGAAACCGAUGAGGAGAGGCUGUUCGAGGAAACAAGCAAAGCACUCCUAGCGGAGGGAAUUACUUUACGACGGAGGGGUGAAGCAGGAGUGUUGCAGUGGACAGCCGGGAGCUCGAGCCAACAGGCUGCGGAGAAGCUGGAUCCGGGAUUAGAUCUAAGGUUGCAAGAGUUGCUGAAGGAAAUGCAGGAGGAUCAACAGCAGCAACAGGGACAUACCGCCGAAAAGCCACAACAAGAACACACACAGGGACAACAGUAAAAUGAGCAGACACGGAUGCAAUGACAUGUCCCCGCACUUCACACUACAAAAAAGUGUGUACAAGACUGAGGAAACUCAGCCUUGUAUCCAUUGGCUUGGAAACCUGAAGUAUUGAGUCGACAUUUCCAAUGACAAAAUGUUCCUGCGUGUUCCAGUGGGAACAAGCGAUCGUGCUGUCAGUACAGUACCUACCUUUAAAGACUGAGGAGUUUGCUGUGAUUCACAAUGUUCAUCCAGUUCAUUUUAUAACAAAACAAAAUGCAGUCGUAAUUAUUUAUAACUUUUUCUUUCAAGAAUAAUAAAAUGCGAUAAAUUGUGUGAACGA
This is a messenger RNA of Callorhinchus milii (elephant shark), 970 nucleotides long. RefSeq names its product mitochondrial ribosomal protein S23 (gene mrps23). Gene Ontology annotation, cellular component: mitochondrion; ribosome. The coding region runs from base 52 to 645 and encodes 197 amino acids. The record is from RefSeq and is a predicted model, not a curated record. Gene Ontology annotation, molecular function: structural constituent of ribosome. NCBI's taxonomy places the organism in Eukaryota, Metazoa, Chordata, Chondrichthyes, Chimaeriformes, Callorhinchidae. The transcript is spliced from 5 exons. Gene Ontology annotation, biological process: translation.